CCUCCCGCUCAUCAAAGUUGGCGGGAACGCGAAGGCGGGGCAGAAUGGCGGCGCCCACGGACUCGUUGUCCGUCAGUGGCCCCACGGCCGUGAGGCUGCCUCGGUCGCCGCCGAUCAAGGUGCUGGCGGAGCAGCUGCGGCGCGACGUGGAGGGCGGCCCGGGCUCGUGGCGGUUGUCGCGGGCGGCGGCGGGCCGCGAGCCGCUGGAGCUGAGGGCCGUGUGGAUGCAGGGCACUGUGGUGGAGGCCGACGGCGGUGAGGCGCGGCUGCGGGACCCAAGCGGGUCCUUCUCGGUUCGCGGCCUGGAGCGGGUGCCGCGCGGGCGGCCCUGCCUCGUCCCAGGAAAGUAUGUAAUGGUGAUGGGAGUGAUUCAGGCCUGCAGCCCCGAGCCCUGCCUGCAGGCUGUGAAGAUGACAGAUCUUUCAGAUAAUCCCCUCCACGAAAGCUUGUGGGAGCUGGAAGUGGAAGAUUUACACAGGCAUAUAUAUUCCUUAGAUGAUGUUGGGACCGGCGAUUAAAAAAACAACUGAAGUUCUGGAGCAACUUGCAUUCUUACCAUGUGGAUUUCAUAGACAUCACUCAGUAUAUAUUUCUCAAAGGUUUAUCAGAAAGCUUUGCUCUGAGGAGUCCAGAUGCAGAACCACUAAAUGCUGGGACACUCUCGUGAACUCAGCCCUUGCUGCCCUUCGCUUUGACUGUUUGCUAAUGAAAAGCAGAUGUUUUGUUCUCUCUCUCUCUUUUUUUUUUUUGCUCUCUCUGUGUUAAUUCUCUCUCCUUGAAGCACACAGAAACCUCAUGCUGCAUUUUCCAAGUUUUACAAGUGAUGAUGCUUUUUCCAUUACCACCGCGGCCCUGUUUUACGAGGCCGAAUUUGAACCUCAGUCACGGCCCGUGGAGAUGAAAAGCGUGGUUAUGGGCAGGAAAAGAGGCUGCGUAAAAAGAGAAUGACCUCACGGCCCCGCGUCUCCUCCAUCCACAGCUUCCAUAUCCAGCUUGCAAGUCAAACGACAUUUUCUGACUGCAGGCUCUGGGGCCUCUCACAGACACAGCCCUCUUUCUGCCUCAGAUGCCACUCAGCCCUAAACGUGAGGUCCCUUCUCCGCAGAGCUGGACGUGGCUGCCUGCCCUUCUUCCUUCCCUUGGGGAUGUUGAAACACCCUCAGAACUUCUUGUUGAAACGAAAAUCAAGAUGAAGAAUGACUUGCAGGCAUGAACUAAACUCCUGCUUCAUAACUUUUGAUGAGACGCCGCGAGGGGCAGCCUGCUGGUUAGAUAAGAGUCUUCACGGUGUUUUCUGUAGGGAAUGGAGUUUGGUUGUGAUUGUAUUGAAUGUUGGGUGGCUGCUCUCUGCUUCUUACCCAGCCUUCACUUUUCCUUAGAUUGUAAAUGCCAAGGGAGGGAGGGGGUCAGGUUUUGUUCCCCAUUGCUGUAAACUUUUGCUGGAGUUGAUUUCUACCACCAAUAAAUUGUUUCCUAUGCUGUA
Molecule: messenger RNA, 1483 nt
Organism: Bubalus bubalis (water buffalo)
Lineage: Eukaryota; Metazoa; Chordata; Mammalia; Artiodactyla; Bovidae
Gene: RMI2
Product: RecQ mediated genome instability 2
Exons: 2
Coding region: 45-518 (157 amino acids)
Biological process (GO): negative regulation of double-strand break repair via homologous recombination; DNA repair; regulation of sister chromatid segregation
Cellular component (GO): cytosol; nuclear speck
Source: RefSeq, a predicted model, not a curated record